Molecule: messenger RNA, 873 nt
Organism: Labeo rohita (rohu)
Lineage: Eukaryota; Metazoa; Chordata; Actinopteri; Cypriniformes; Cyprinidae
Exons: 6
Coding region: 1-873 (290 amino acids)
Biological process (GO): cell surface receptor signaling pathway
Molecular function (GO): transmembrane signaling receptor activity
Source: RefSeq, a predicted model, not a curated record
AUGUAUUCAGAGGAGACACAGUCACUCUCAGAUGUGACAUAUAUGAUGAAGGAGUCACUAGAUGGCGCUACAGCUGGUAUAAAGAAGGUGUUUCUCCUCCAGUCUCUGAUCAUCAGUCCCAGCAGAACUCAACACUUCACAUCUGUCUCUCUCUAUCUGAGCUGUGAGGACCAGAGUGACUCUACUGGAUGGAGAGUGAGAAGAAACACAGACAGAUGGGGGCUGGAAGAUUGUUCAUCAUCAGUGUGGGGAUCACAAACAGGAUCUACAUGUACAAUCAGAUCCACCAUGAUAUGGGACACUGGAGUGUACUGGUGUGAGUCUGAAUCUGGAGAGAAAAAUCAUCCUGUUAAUAUCACUGUACACUUUGAUGUGAUUCUGGAGAGUCCUGUUCAUCCUGUGACUGAAGGAGAUACUCUGACUCUACACUGUUUAUAUCAACAUACAACCCCACCAAACCUCAGAGCUGAUUUCUAUAAAGAUGAAUCACUCAUCCAGAGUCAAACUACAGAGAUGAUCAUCUCUACUGUCUCAAAGUCACAUGAGGGUUUCUACUACUGCAAACACCCAGAGAGAGGAGAGUCACCCAAGAGCUGGAUCUCAGUUACAGUGUUUCAUUCAGAGUCUCAGAUCUCUGUUCUCCACAUACUCAGUUCUGUACUGGCAGUUUCUCCAUAUUUGUUAGUGACAGUCGUGCUGAUUUUCAGAUGCUGCAGGAUGAGAGAGAGACUGGAAAACUGGGUCGGGAUGUCUGGGAUGGCUCUCAAUUGGUUCAGGUCAUACUUAGAAGAGGUUAUUAUGAUUGUGCAGUGGGUUAAGGGUGAAGAGGAUGUUUUGGGGAAGGACAAUGAUCUUCCUUCAGAGGAGCGGUAG